AUGCACAGGUGAGCAACCCUAUGGGUGGUUACUCCAGUGCUGUCGCUUAUUUCCGUGUGAAAUUAUCGUAUGGUGCCUCUUCUGCAGAAUCGCAUCGAGAAAGCAUCCUCGUCAGUUUUGCAGUCUGCGAGUUCAACGAAUGAAAACGUUUCACAGCGCUGUGUAAUACGGGAUCGCACCGCCGUUGCUAUGUGUACUUUCAGGGGAAUCUUAAUCUGUACAUCGUUUGCCAUCUGUAUCUCUCAGUUGCUAAUAGUAUGCAAAGCAGACCAAGAUGUAACGUAUAAUUUCACGGCAUUAAGUGACGCUGAUAUAGUUUCGUAUGGAAAGGACCUUCUCUUGAAGCCGAAGGAUGAAUUCAAGGAAUACGGCAAGGAACUGAUCAAGCGAUAUUACUCUGCCGCGAGAGUUUUCGAUGUUGUGAAUGCUACUAUCCAUGAAGCCAAAAGAUUUGCAGCCGAGAAGAAUCAGACACUAACUGACCAAGACCCAGUCUGGAAAGCUCUGAACGAAACGGUCGAACAUUCCGGGGAAAAUCUGUCGAAACUGAACACAACAGUGACAGCGUUCAACAGCGCGGCCGAGCGACGAGGCGAAAUAAAAGCCAUCAUAAAAGCUGUGGAGGCUGGAGCUAAGUACUUCACCCAAGCUUUCAAAGGAAGCAAAGGCGACAAGAAGAAAGAUUCCUCGAAGCCGAAAGAUCAUACGGUGCUGGGUGCCUCUCCGUCUCUUUCCCACUGUCCGUCUGUUCCUCAGCAGUGUAGCUGUCCCCCAGUCCAGAAGUGUAGCUGUCCACCGGUUCAGAAGUGUAGCUGUCCGCCAGUUCAGCAAUGUAACUGUCCUCCUAUAAAUCGACCAUCCGGUGUCUAUGGACAGCCACCAUCGAAAGACAAAACCAAGCCGCCAAUGAACAGUGGAUCCCGACCUGCCCAAUACACCGGCUAAAAACUACCAAGAAUAGGGUUAAAGUAGGUUCUUUGACUUGAUUUUCACGAAUAUAUUCUCUCAAUCUCCAGGCACGGAAUCAUGUGCGAGUAUUAUUUUGCACCCGUAAACACUCAGGAUUCAGGAAGUCCAGUGUUAUAGUCCUUAAAUGCUCAAUCAGGGUCAUAUUGACCCGAGAUUUUCUUUUUUAAAAACGUGCCUCUUGGGACUUAGCGUAUGAAAAAAUUCUUGGACAUACGAGUAUAAGGGUUAAAAGGAACCUUAAAAUGUGUGCGUAUGCAUGCAUGAAUCACAACAAGAAAAAUAUUUGUGCCAGAGAGAUAGCUUAUAUAUAUAGCUAUGUAGCUUGUACGCUAUGGCCAUGAAACAACUUUUGCUGAAAUAAAUUUUCUCUUGCUCAGUUA
This is a messenger RNA of Bemisia tabaci, 1349 nucleotides long. RefSeq lists its product as uncharacterized. Lineage: Eukaryota; Metazoa; Arthropoda; Insecta; Hemiptera; Aleyrodidae. The record is from RefSeq and is a predicted model, not a curated record.